Paramacrobiotus metropolitanus is the source of this 4327-nucleotide messenger RNA. RefSeq lists its product as uncharacterized. Bases 831 to 2507 code for a protein of 558 amino acids. The transcript is spliced from 4 exons. The record is from RefSeq and is a predicted model, not a curated record. Gene Ontology annotation, molecular function: protein binding. Lineage: Eukaryota; Metazoa; Tardigrada; Eutardigrada; Parachela; Macrobiotidae.
UUCAAGCAGUGUUCUUGCGAUUUUCUUUCUGCGAUUUAUGCAAAUACUUGGAUUUUCGAUUUCUUUUUGGCUAUCCAAAUAUAAUUAUCGUUUUGGGGCAUAGCCUAUUCACAUUUAGGGAUCGUUUGCGUUUUUAAACCGGACUUCGAUUCGUGCAGUACUUAUUUAUCCGAAGCUCGUCUCUGUGUAUAGAUAUGAGAUGUCAUCUUUCGUUCGUCGGCGACCCACUGAUACAACUGCGAAUUAAAAAUCUAAGAUUAUUUUUAUGUCUUUGCAUUUUCGCCCUUUUUAUUGUGACAUGUGAUUUUGUCCCUGGCAGCUGCAGGAGCGCAGAUUAUUCAUCCGAAUGCGGUGAGCACCGUUUUUAUACGGGCUAUUCUGCCUUAUAUAAUCUGCUCUGGAUAUCGUUUUUCUGAAACGAAUUGCAAAUUCGCUCGUUACAACCCCCCUAAGGCCCUUGAUGGGGCUUCUUAUUUUGUCGAUAAUCUAAACAAAAACUAUUUACGAAAAUCGUGGAAAGAAAAUCGAAAACGGCAAAUAACUGCUGAUCGUGAAAGCCCAAUCAUUUCAACGGCGCGUGCGCGAUGCAGUGAAGUGUGAAGCACUGUGAACGGCACUGACUUGUGAAUAUAACUGGCUGCCCGUGGGGUGUGCACUGUGUACUGGAAAGAAAAGUGUUUAGCCAUAAUCGGAAAUGGCUACGUACUCUCACGGCCUCACCACCCUGACCACAUUUUGCUGUUGUCACCUAUGGUCACACUAACACCGCCUUCUGCUCACCAUCGUUCACAGUGUACUGUAUAUCCAUCGGAGUUUCUACAUGAAAACAAAUGCUAGAGGAACCUGUAGAUGUUUGGCGUUACGGCGCUAUCGACGUGACGAACGAUGUCGGUGCCAUUCACCAUGGAGCGCUCAUCGACGUCGAUGCCCGGAACACCACAUGCAUCGUCGAUUUUGACUAUCCUGGCCAUCGCGCUGAGACUGUCCCCUUAUCCCGCUGCUCCUGCCCCAUUUUUUACAAGGAAGAUCUAAUUAAGUGGGACAGUAUGGUAUCGGAGCAGAGCGGCACCAAAAACCGCGAACAGCAUGCCAAAGCGUUAACGCUACUGCGACUUGACCGUUACCACCCGUGGCGUUGGUACCCGUGCCGUAUUCUCGUUAUGCGAGAUUCUUACGCAUUUGUUGAGGUUUGUAUGGAUGAAACGGUUGUCCGCUGUGUGGUCAGCAUGUUCGCUCAACGCUUGCGGCCAGCUGCUUACCGACUAAAAGGUCACCCGGAGCGUGAAUACAUGAAAUCGAAAAUGUCGCUACCAGCGGACCCACAACUGCAACAACUGGUUACAGCACAUCAGCGGGAGUGUUUGGAAGUACUGCGGCGUGAAGAGCGGGUGAUUGUGUUAGCCAUUAAUGCUACGAAGAUGGUCUACAUAUGUCCAGUUACCAAAAAGUUUCCUCCGCAAAGAUGUGAAAAGCUUCUUCGAAACCUUCAAAAGUCGCUGGCGAAUCAAGAAAUGCGAAGCAAGUAUCAAAAAAUACGAGAAUGGCAUCAUCAGAAUAUCCAGUACAAAUUUGGUUUUCUUGGACAUUUACCGAACAUCAGUAAAACACAGCAUGCAGAUGUCGAGACUUCCCAGUUUGAGUUUAUCGGUUUGCCUUUCGAACUGCAAAGAGAAAUCUUCCUCUGUCUGGACUUACAUGAUCAGCAGCGAUGUCGCCGUGUGCAUCCAAUCUGGAAUACCAUGAUAUCAUCGUGUCCGUUGCCGGUGACGAUCUGCCUAGACAAAUUCCAACAUGACCACAACCUGGGAUAUAAAUUUGCCGUGAUCCUGCACAAGACCGUCAAGACCUCCACGCCCAUGGUCACUAUUACAGGAACCUACUCUGAAGAUAUGCGCCAUGUCAGCACCAUUAUCAGUAUGCUUUCUGCAGUAGACGUUCGAGUACCUGUCGUCAACAUUUUCCUGAAAAUUGUCUGGAGCUCCGCGGGGAGCGAAUGGUUGGAGAUGUGGUCAAUACCGCGCACAGAAUGUGCACGCACGCGUCCCUUGGGGAAGCGGCUUCACGGUACGUUGACAGCGGAGCCGGCGUCAGCGGGUUUCACAGCAGAAUACGGUUUUGCCGACUUUUCGUUACUGUGCUGCUGCGAUGCCUUGUAUGGGGAACCGCCGGCAUCUCGAAUUUCAGCUUGUUACCGCAUCUGUAACUUACGCGAACUGGAGAACGUGGACGUGCAGCUGACGCUGGAUGGCGAAGUUUGGUAUAGGAAAUCUACCAACAGGGAGGAUGCGGAAAUUGAUCAUCCGCGCGCACGAGAAAGGAAAAGGUCACAUAUGCAGUUAUCCGCUGUUGGAUCACGGCAGGUGCUGAGACUGUGGCAGCCUGGUGAGCGAAUGGGACAACUAGAUCGGAUUCGCGAUUCACCUUGGGCAGGAAUAACUGAAAAGCAUCGGGAGCUGCUGUCUAAGCGGAUUCUUUUAAUGCUGCGGGACGAGCUUCAUAAGUGUUAAGCCGAAUGCACUGCUUCUGUUCGUGUAGGAAUGGGAAUCCAAAUUUUGCUCUUUGUUGUACGGAUGAUGGCUUCAUAAGUUUUAAUUUAACCGCUAAUUUGUUUGAUUUUGAUAGCAACAUGACUAUAUACCGGUACUUCAGUGGUUUCUUGGAAUUGAUCGAGAUGAUUAACUUCAUCCACACUGCAUCGCGGUACAGGCUCCGAAAGCCGAAGAGAAUCGAAGCUGGAAACAAAAAUAAGGGCAAAACAACAAAAACAUUGGGCAUGCUGACCUUGUGACUGAAUGAGACUGAAAAUGCUACAGGAUGAUGGUCCGGGAUUACUUAGUUGCAUGAGUUCUCUAAAGUACGUAAAUCUCUCUUUGAAUCACUUCUUUGUGUACAGACUGUGCCAAUGGACAUCAAAGUCCGGUUGUUAAUCUGGUUAUCUGUUUUAACACUCGCACAAUUUCUACUGCCGCUCAGGCGCAAUAAAUGCUUAAAAAACCAAGAACAAAUUCUGCAGAUGUGCCACGCUCUUUAGCCUUAUAUGUAUUCCUAGAGAAUUUGGUAAGCUAUAGAACUAGCUAAAAUUUUAGGAAAACAGAACAACUGUGUUAUUGUUAGCCAACAGAAACGGGAACACUCCCGAACCGGAAGUGGCACACGUUUUCCCUGCUUACGCUCGACCAGAUUUUUUGUUUUUGAAUCGGACAACGUACGUUGCUUGAUCCUGCUAUUCAGCAUAUUUUAAUACCGGUUUAUACUUAGGGAAAAUUAGUUUGUUGAUACGGGAAGAGAAGUUUGUGACACAAGAGACUGUAAAAAUCGCUCUGUCCGCGGUUUCACCGUCUCCCUCGGACUGGCUUUGUAGCUGAAUGCGCUGAUUUGAUUUUACUAAUGUUUCAUUUGUUGAUUAUUUGAGUAUUUGAGGCAUUCUUAUUAUUCGGUAUUCUUCAUUUCUUCUUAAUAUUAAUAAUGUUGGUUUCGCUCCAGAAAAUGAACUAAAAUUCUGAAAUAUCAUUUGCUCAUUAGGAGCCGUGUGAACACCACAUCUGAGGUCGACCUGCACAGCAACCGUGUAACAACACGCACAGAGCAAAUUGAAUUGCUGGUAACAGCUGGUUUACACAGAAAGCGAAGAGCUCACUGAAGAAACGUCAGAAGAUAAGCAUUUUGUUACGUUGUUGUUGUUAUCUGGAAAUAGCGUAAUAAAGUAGAGAUCAGUUCCUCAGAGUAAAUGGGAGCCUCGACUUCCCAGACGAGUCCAUCUCGCAAAACUAACAACCGGAUUCGCCACAAUGACGGCUCAGAUCAACACUGCUAACUUGAGUGACUACCCAGGAGUCGACUCCUCUUUGAAAUGUAAACAUAACAUCCACCUUCUUUCCUCACAGAUUCUGCGGAUGUGCGCUGCUGGCUGUUUUUUUUAGCUACGGUUGAUAUUGCAGACUUUGAAGAAACGAGUUACUAUUCAAACAACGCAAUUUUCGCAGGCAAAUGGAAUAUUAACUGAGCGUCCCAAUCUUGAUCUGCAAGUCAAUGCUCCGUAAUAUCGAUGAUAAGAAUUUACAAAACUAAAAUAGGUCGACCCAGAUUUUUUAAAUAUCGGAACUAACUCCACUCUGAAAAGCACAAAGUAAAUGAGUUAUGAGAGGAUAAAAAAAUCCAAGAUCAGACAAACUGAAUUUUUGAUUCUGUAACGGAAUGUUAAAUUUGGCGCGAGUGUGCAAAAGCCUCGUAACACAGCCGGAAAUGGGCGUGUUGCACGAUCGUGAUUGGCGCUGCCUGGCCGGCGCACAGGAAAAGCCGACGUAAAUCGAAUGUGAAAUUGUGCGAG